Molecule: messenger RNA, 4017 nt
Organism: Paramecium pentaurelia
Lineage: Eukaryota; Ciliophora; Oligohymenophorea; Peniculida; Parameciidae
Source: the annotation of a GenBank genome assembly
AUGAUUUAAAUUCACUUAAUCCUUAGUACCUUCAUUAUCCUCUCACAUUAAUGCUCGAAUUUGUAAGACAAUAAGCUUUUCAUAACUUCAACUCCAGGUGAGACAAUCAAAAUUCCUUUGUCUUAGAUAUUCUAUUCCAAUGAAUAUGAUUAGAUUAUUUUUUAACCUGUUGUUCCUUAGUUUACAAUUGCAACUCCUUUGUAAGAAUUAGAGACAAUUUCUAUAGAUGGAGUAAAAGGUUAGACAAUUUCAAUUAAAAUGUUAAAAUCAACUAAAUUUAGUGAACCAUAACAUUAUAUGGCUAUACUAAGACUUAGUGAAGGAGUUUAUUAUUGCGAAUACAACUUGAAAUAAUACUCUAAUUCACCUAAUUUAGAUGCUGUAUAUCCAAGUACUAGUAGAGCAAAUUCUAAAUGUUAUGAUAUAGCUUUGUUGACAAAUUUAAUUAUUACGGAAUGUUCUAAUGACGAAGGAGAUUACUUUAGUAUUUUUAAAAUUGAUUAAUCUCCACAUACUUAUUUAACAAUUGAGAAGCCUUAAGAUACUUUUAGAAAAUUAGAUACGAUAGAUUAAUAUCUAUUCAGAGGUACUAUAGAUAAGUUAGAGCUAUAUUAAGAAUAAGGAGAAACACUGGUGUUAUUAAAUAGCCUUGACUAAGCUGCAAUGAAAAUUCUAUUAUAGCAGGACUAAUUUGAACUAUAAAUAAGAGAGUUUAAAACUCAUACAAAUGGAUAGAUUAGUAUAUUGAAUGCAUCUGGAGAAUUAAUUAUUUUAUAAUUUAAGGAGAAUAAAUGGUAAUUAAUUAGUAAGAUUGAUACAAAGAUUCCAGAUGUUUAUACUUAUGAUCUUGAUGUUUAUAAAAAUACAUAUGUUAUCCUUUCAAAAACAUAGCUAUAUCAUAAAUUAAUUACUUAAUAAGAAUUUACCAUAGACAUCAACUGCAAGGUUUCAGAUAAGGUUUUAUUACAAAGAACUUCAAUUAUAGUAAUUUAAGACUAGACUCUAGCUUUAUAUUCAUAAUAAUUAUAUAAUAUCUAAACUAAGACUUUAGGUGAUUCUCAAUAUAAAAUCAGUUCACAUCCAAACUCUGAUGGAUUUUUAGUUUUUGAUGAUGAUAACUUUUACAGAUAUGCCAUAAAUAGUGAAUAUUCAUUACAAUUUUUAUCUGCUUCUUUACCUAUUGAGAAGGAUUAUAAAAUGACAACACUUAUUUAAAACACUUACUGUGUUAUUGAUGUCUAUUAUAUGGUUGUUAACUUUGAAUCUAUAGAGAUGUAUUCAUCCUAAGUACCUUAAGCAUUGAUUGCAGGAAGUGUAUUUUAAGAUAAUGUAGAUGUUAAGUUGAAAUCCAUCUAUUAAGGAUCUAAUCUAAAAUAUGAAUUUUCAAAACAUGAAAUUCUCAAUCUAAAAGUGGAAUAAUUCCAAGCCAUUGAAAUCGUAAACUUAGGAGAUGUUUCUGAGGUUAUCUAUAGGAAAUCAUUAUCAAAUUUAAAUAAUCCAUAUGUUUAAAUAAUAUAACAACAUAACAAUAAAUAUAUAAGUGGAUACACUUGUGAGAUCAUAUCAACUCUUAAAUUAAAUUGUUAAUCUAUUUUUACUCAGAGACAAUUCGAUUUAUUGUAAGACUCUGAUAAAUAGCUUUGGUGGUUUAAUUAUAAUUCGAUAUUCUUAGCAAUAUUACAAGAUUCAACAAUCACUAUCUAUUGUGUCUAUUAUUAAUAAUAAAAAUUUGAUAUAUUGACAACAAUCAGAUUUGAAAAUAAUCCCAUAUCUAUUGCAACUGAUGGUAAUUACUUGUUUGUCUAAUUGCAAUAAUCAAUUAAAAUAUAUAUGAUAUCUGUUGAAAACAAAGCAACCUUACUAUAUACUUAAGAUAUCAUAGGGGAUAUAUAUGCAUCUCAAGCAUAAUAAGAUCUUUUAUUUAUUGAGUAGGAUGGCUAAUUGAAGAUCUAUUCUUUACAAUACGAAAAAUUUACAUUGAUUUGGUUCACGGAUAUCGACUGUAAUAAUGAUUAAAAGAACAUUUUAAUUUUUAGAAAUCAUUUUGCUAGACUAAUAAAAUCAAAAGGUAAAGAAGAAUACAAAGCUACUGUAUUUAAUUAUUAGAAUAUUAAUAAUAUUUAUUAGGAGAAAAUAAUUAAUAUUAAUAAUUAUUCUAUUAUAAAUUUAUCAUAAAUUCAAGUUAAUCUUAAGUAAAACUUAUUUUAUAUUGUUGGAUAACAAAUGGGAUAAUAAAAACUACUAGUAUAUAAAGUUGAUGAGAAUAGUAUAAAUACUAUGUUUGUAAGCAUAGAUUAUACGUCUACUGCUUAAUUUACAAUUGCUCAUAAUUAUUGUUUUAUUACUGAUUCUAUUGCAAAUAAACAAAUGCAAUAAAACUACUAUAUCAUAGGAGAUAACUUAGUUUAAUCUCAAUUAAAGGAUGAUUAUUAAUAGAUUGAGUAUUCUAAAGAAAUUAGCUUAACUGUCUAAAUUAAAAAUGAUGCCUAAACUAUUAAAACUUAAGUAGUUCCAGCUCUAAUAGUUAAUAGAGGUGUUUCAAUAUUUUAGACUAAAAGUUCAUUGAAUUUAACAUAUAAAGCAGAUGGUGUUCAAAACCAUUGUAUUAAUUUGGAUCAAUCAUGGUAUAGUGGUUAAGCCUUUGAUAUAACAUAGAGUGAAAAUUCAUAAAAGAUUAAAUAUGUUAAAACAUUAACAAAAUAACCAGAAACUUUAGAAUUUAGUCCAUAUAUAUAAUAAUUGAAUACUGAAACAAUAGUUUAAUUGAUGGAGGAUAAAAUUGUCUUAGUAAAAAAGUCUGAUUUGAGUAAGAUAGAAAUCACUUUGGAUAAAACUUAUAAGAUCAAUAAGUUAUUAUUUAUUUAAAAUUAGUAUAUAUAUGUUGAAGCUUAUAAAGAAACUUUGAUUUUCUUAAAGGUUAUCGAAUGCAAUGAUUCUAAUUGUAAAUUCUUAGAAGAUGAACUACUAUUCCCAACAAAUAUCAUUAAAGUUUUCCUUCAUCAAAACAAUUUUCUCAUUUAUUCAUAUCCCAACAUAUUUGUAUAUGAUACAAAAGGUGAUCCCAUCAAAGUUUCAGCAUUUGAAUAAUUCAAUAAAUUUACUAUAUCAUCUUAGCCAUUUUUUGUUGAAUUCCAGCAUCUACGCGAUGAUGUUUAUUAGGCUAUUUCUGUGGAUGUGAGAGGGAAUGCAUACUUUAAUAAUAUAGUGAUUUCCAGAACAUCAAGUGAUAAUUAGAUAUUCUUUUAAGAUGUUAUUAGUAUACUUAAACAAAAUUAAUUAUAUGUAACUGGAAAUUCAAUAUGUGUUGGACUGGUUUUAAGAAAAAAUUAAAUAAUUAUUGUCUAUAAUACUAUAGCUACAUAUUCAUUCAAAUUUGAAUUUGAUUGUUUCAGUAAGAAAUUAUGUGAUCUCAAAUACUUUAUAUUGAAUGGUGUUUAUCAAUAAUAUGGAGGAUGGAUGUUGUUCAAUCUCUAUCCUAUAAUAUAUUCAAAUGAAAAUAUCUUAUCUAUGGUGUAUUUUGCAUAUAAUAAAUUUGAGUUACUCAUUUUUGAUCUUGAAAGUUCAAGUAGCAAACAAAACCCUAAACUUGCUAUAGCUCAUCUGAUUGGUCCUACUAGUAAAAUACCAGGCCAUUUUUAUUAAAUGUAAUCAUUUGUCUACAAUUGGAAUGGGCAAUUACAUUUAUUGGCAACAGCAGAUGAAGAAACAAAAUUAUAGCAUUACACAUUAAAACGAUCCCCAUAAGUUUGUGUUUCUGUUUAAUAUGCUAAUGAAAUCAUUAAAUUGUCUCUUUAAAAUUCUAACUCAAAUGUUAUAGCUACUUUAAAUGUUACUAUAUCAUAAGAAAAUGAAAAACCUCCAUAACCUGGACCUCCAGAAGAUGAUGAUAAAAACAACUUCCCUAUAUGGGCAAUAAUCUUAAUUAUCAUUGGUGUAUUAAUAUUUGGUUUUAUAAUAUUUAAAUGCUUUAAAAAUAGAAAGAAUAAAGUUGAUGAUAAGAGAAUUUUGUUGGUAUGA